AUGUCCUUGACGUCGGACAAUGAUAUUAUUUGGCCAUGGCAAUACAAGUUUCCGCCGUUCUUCACUCUUCAACCAAAUGCUGAGACCCGUCGCAAACAAAUAAAUGCGUGGUGUCAGUUAGUCCUUAAUUAUUUUCAAAGUAAAAAGCAAUUCUCACUGAGUGUUGCAAGUAUUCGUGAUCCCUCCUGUCCUCUCUUUAAUAACAAAAGUAUUCAGCGCUCAGCAAGCCCAGAAUUGAUCGACCUCAUUUUGACUGAAUUGCAUAAGCGUGGUAAUCUUGAGUGGGUUGACAGGUCUCAUACCAAUGCCAAGAUCAUAUGGCGGACUCCUGAAGAAUGGGCUGAUAUUAUAGCGAAGUGGGCCCGAUCCACUGGUCACGGAAAUUCAGUUUGCACAUUUUACGAGUUGACUGACGGUGACGAUACAAAGCAAGAAGCUUUUCAUGGUUUAGAUGUAUCUGUCUUAACAAAUGCAUUAACUGUCCUUCAAAAACGAGGUCAAGCUGAAAUAAUGGAAGAUGAAGGUGUAAAGUUUUACUGUUAGUCUGCUUUAUCUAUAGUCUCCAAGUAAACUUUACGACACAGUAAUAUAGUGGUUGUCUUUUUGGAAAACCCCUUUAUCUUCGAAGCGGGUAAUCUCAAGUUCAUGGGUUUAUUUUCACUUCCACCUAUGACAAAACUGAAAAUUGUUCUUUGAUUAUUCUAACCAUCGUACAUAAUGUUAAUGUGGAACUUUAUAUGAAUCCGAUUUUGAAGUGUGUUUUUUGUUGCACGAGGUUUCAAUAAUGAUCCAGUACCCAGUCUAAAGUGAAUUGUGAAUAAUUCUGUUGACUCUGUAGACUUUUACUUUAGCUUUCUUUGUAACUAGUAAUACUUCUUAAGUAUGGUUUUUAUUGAGUUUAACCUGUAUGUAAAUAUAUGUAAUAGGAAUGGGAAAUUCCAUUUCAUCAAUUUAA
Messenger RNA from Schistosoma haematobium, 955 nucleotides. RefSeq names its product Vacuolar protein-sorting-associated protein 25 (gene VPS25). The coding region runs from base 1 to 543 and encodes 180 amino acids. The record is from RefSeq and is a predicted model, not a curated record. Gene Ontology annotation, biological process: protein transport to vacuole involved in ubiquitin-dependent protein catabolic process via the multivesicular body sorting pathway. NCBI's taxonomy places the organism in Eukaryota, Metazoa, Platyhelminthes, Trematoda, Strigeidida, Schistosomatidae. Gene Ontology annotation, molecular function: protein homodimerization activity; structural molecule activity. Gene Ontology annotation, cellular component: ESCRT II complex. The transcript is spliced from 2 exons.